This is a messenger RNA of Halteromyces radiatus, 1326 nucleotides long. Its product is annotated as kinase-like domain-containing protein. The record is from RefSeq and is a predicted model, not a curated record. Bases 1 to 1326 code for a protein of 441 amino acids. NCBI's taxonomy places the organism in Eukaryota, Fungi, Mucoromycota, Mucoromycetes, Mucorales, Cunninghamellaceae. Gene Ontology annotation, biological process: peptidyl-threonine phosphorylation; peptidyl-serine phosphorylation. The transcript is spliced from 5 exons. Gene Ontology annotation, molecular function: protein serine/threonine/tyrosine kinase activity; ATP binding; protein serine/threonine kinase activity.
AUGGAUGAAAAAUACCAAGAUCAUCGAUUUCGGACCAAUCGAUUAUCUGAACCAUUUUUAUUUUCAUCUUCUCAACAUCAAGGUGGGUUUGGUGUAUCGAAAAGUCCUCAUACUGCCCUUCAACUAUAUGGUCCUUGUUUAUCUCCUUUUGAAAAACAAGAAAUUCAAGAUUAUGAAGAUAUUUAUUUCGUGGGUCCUUAUGCUAGCAAGAUCCAAGCGCCACCACCACCACCACCACCACAAUCAGGACAAAAGAAUAAUAACAAUAAUAAUAAUUACGGUUAUGAUGAUGAACGUGGAGAUUAUUUGAUUGUUAGACGUGAUCAUCUGGCUUAUCGAUAUGAAGUUUUGGAAGAAUUGGGUCGUGGUUCUUUUGGACAGGUGGUGAAAUGUUUUGAUCAUAAAACAAAUACAUCUGUGGCCAUCAAAUUGAUUCGAAACAAGCGUCGAUUCCAUGAACAAGCAUUGAUGGAGGUUAAAAUCUUGAAAGAUCUGGUUACUUGGGAUCCUGAAGAUGCACAUCACAAUGUACGCAUGACUGAUUACUUUUACUUUAGAAAUCAUCUCUGUAUUGUAUGUGAAUGUCUCAGUAUCAAUUUGUAUGAAUUUAUCAAGAAAUAUGAAUACAAAGGUUUUACUGUCAGUCUGAUUAAAAGGUUUGCCCUCCAAUUAUUACGUUCACUAUGUUUGUUGUAUGAUCAUGGCGUUAUUCACUGUGAUUUGAAACCAGAGAAUAUCCUAUUGAAACAUCCUGCAAAGAGUACCAUCAAAGUGAUUGAUUUCGGUAGUAGUUGUUUUGCCAAUGAAAAAAUGUAUACAUAUAUUCAAAGUCGAUUUUAUCGUGCACCUGAAAUCAUUCUGGGAACGACAUACGACACAGCUAUUGACAUGUGGAGUUUUGGUUGUAUUCUUGCAGAACUGUACACUGGUAUUCCCAUCUUCCCAGGUGAGACGGAACAGGAACAAUUAGCAUGUAUUAUGGAAAUUCUUGGGGUACCUGACCCGUCUUUGAUUCAUCGUUGUUCGCGUCGUAAAUUAUUCUUUGAUGCCCACAAUCGCCCCCGUCCAGUCAUCAACUCUCGAGGUAAACAACGCCUUCCCAACGCCAAGUCUUUGGCCAGUGUACUCAGGUGUCAUCAUCAAGAGCCCUUGUUUUUGGAUUUCAUUGAACAAUGUCUACAAUGGGACCCCGAUCAUCGUUUGACUCCUUAUGAUGCCUUGCAACAUCCUUGGUUCACCUCAAGUUCCAAACCCUCUGUCACCGCCACUCCUACUAUGAUGCCCACCGCAACUGCAAAUACCUCGAAUACCACUGCAAUGACUUGA